Molecule: messenger RNA, 1706 nt
Organism: Pocillopora damicornis (cauliflower coral)
Lineage: Eukaryota; Metazoa; Cnidaria; Anthozoa; Scleractinia; Pocilloporidae
Product: nitric oxide synthase-interacting protein
Cellular component (GO): nucleus
Molecular function (GO): ubiquitin protein ligase activity
Source: RefSeq, a predicted model, not a curated record
GCCAUCCUUGUUUAGUGAGUAUAAUGACUAGACACGCUAAAAACUGCACGGCAGGAACGGUUUACACUUAUCACGAGCGAAAGAAGGACACCAAAAAGUCUGGAUAUGGCAGUAAAUCUGUGCGCCUUGGCAGAGAUUCUGUAAAGAACUUCGAUUGCUGCUGUUUAACACUACAACCUUGUCGUGAACCAGUUGUGACACCAGACGGGUUCCUGUACGACAGAGAGGCAAUUUUAGAGUGUUUGUUACAUCAGAAAACCGAAGCUGCCAGGAAAAUGAAAGCUUUUGAAAAGCAGAAGAAGAAGCAAGACGCUGAAGAAGCUGGAAAGGUAGAGGAAAAAGAGAAAUCCAAAGUUGAAUCGUUUGUCAAUAUGGAGAAGCGACUUACCACAAAACCAACGAGUGCAUUCACUGCAUCAAAAGAUAGAAGUGUCAAUGGAUCGUCUGCUGUCGCUGAUGAACAGCAACCAUCUACCUCUAGUGGUGGCUCAGGUGGCAAUGAUAAAAGUCUUCAAAGUUUUUGGGUCCCAUCCUUGACACCUGAAGCAAAACCCACUCUUUUGAAGAAACCAGAUACAAAAACCUACUGUCCCAUGAGUAGUAAACCUCUGAGAAUCAAGGAUCUGAUUGCAGUCAAACUAACACCGAUAGAUGAUGGUGAUGACCGACCAAUGGUGGCAAAGUCUGAAAGGUACAAGUGUGCUGUUACUCACGAUGCACUUGGUAAUUCUGUUCCCUGUGCAGUUUUAAAGAACACAGGAAAUGUGGUGACUAUGGACUGCAUUGAGAAGCUAAUUAAGAAAGACAUGCUGUGCCCAUUCACUGGCUCGAAAUUGAAAGAAAGUGACAUCAUUCCACUGCAGCGUGGAGGAACAGGGUUUGCUGGUGCAGGCACACAAUUGGAGGCAAAAAGAGCAGGGCCAGUUUUACAAGCCUGAAACAAUAUCAAGUAGUGACUCUCUGUGGUUCUCCGAAGAAGAAGAACUCUACAUAUAUAUGUUGAAUUUGUUGUGCCAGACACUCUGCAGAGACAAAGAAAGUAGGGCCAGUCUACAAGACAUGCUGGGUCAUCCAAUAGACCUAAAUAAAACCAAGUCUCUGAAAGGGACUCGCUGUACAUGUUGUUUAUAAAUUCUUCCCGUUUUGCAAUUUUUUCAAACCAAUUUUUUCUUAGUUUGUUUUCCUUUGUUGGAUAAGACACAAAUAAAAUCAAACUUACACUGACUUUAAAACUUUGGACCGCAUAUAUGUAUGUACUUACAUGUAGGUUCUCUACUGUAGAUGCACGUGAUACACCUGUGUACGUUAUCACUUGAAACCUGUUUUUUUUGUUUUGUUUUGUUCGUUUUUUUUUUUUUUUCACUUAUUGAAGUUGUGUGCAUUUAAACGGAUUGAAGGAGAAAGUUUACUGAAAGUAGUUUUAGAGUGUCUUUGAGCAAGAAACGUUGGACUUGAGUAAACGGUUAAGCGACUUCCUCUGUUACAAGAAAAGUUUUUUUUUUCCUGUAGUGUAACAGAAAUGGAAUCGUACAUAGAGAACACACAUAACCAACUGAACAAACAGAGUUAAGAACAAAACAGAAGAAAGACACUAUUAUUCUCGCGAAAGUACAUGGACUAUUCAAUAUGUGGAAUUAUGUUUUGCCAAGCAAUGAAUUAAUCCUUGACAGUGAUAAAGUUUUUUUUUUUCGAUGAGGAUGAUUGGA